AUGAAACUCGACGUGACUGCUAUGCGUUACCUGACGAGGGAGCACUUCCGCGUGCUGACAGCCAUCGAAAUGGGUAUGAAGAAUCACGAGGUGGUGCCCGUGGAGUUGAUCUCCAGUAUCGCCAAACUGCGGCAUGGUGGUGUUCAGAAAAUUCUGUCGCACUUACUUCGCAACAAGCUCAUCGCGCACGACGGCAACGCCUACGACGGGUACCGCCUCACGUACAAUGGAUAUGAUUAUCUAGCGUUGCGUGUAUUCCUGCAGCGUGGCCAUAUCACUGGUCUUGGCCGCCAGAUCGGUGUUGGUAAGGAAUCCGACAUCUACCUGGCCACCCAGGAGGAUGGCACAGAGGUAGCAAUUAAGUUCCACCGCCUCGGACGCACAUCAUUCCGCGCUGUUAAGUCCAAGCGAGACUACCUCAAGAACCGCAAGUCAGCCAGUUGGUUCUACAUGUCGCGCCUCUCGGCUAUGAAGGAAUACGCCUUCCUGAAGGCUUUGUACGAUCGUGACUUCCCGACGCCGACGCCUAUUGACUGCAACCGCCAUGCGAUCUGCAUGAGUCUUGUGGAUGGUUACCCGCUCAACCAAGUGCGUCGUCUUGCUAACUCGAAGGAUGCCUAUGACACGGCCAUGUCGAUUGUUGUGCGAUUGGCGGAAUAUGGACUGGUGCACUGUGACUUCAACGAGUUUAACAUUAUGAUCGGAGAUGAUGGCAAAAUCACCAUGAUUGAUUUUCCGCAGAUGAUCUCGACGUCACACCCGAACGCUGCUGAGCUGUUUGAUCGCGAUGUACACGGACUCGUGAAGUUCUUCUCGCGCCUGCAAGGCGGCGCCUACACACCUGACCGUGUUCCGAAGCUGCAGGACAUUGUGGCAGAUGAGAACGUCCAUUUAGACGAGGACGUGGAAGCAAGUGGCUUCGGAAAGGAGUUUGGAGAAAAAGUACACGACCUCUCGAUUUUUUCGGCUCACCAGAACAUUGAGGAAAAUGACAGCGACGAUGAAAGUGAAGAGGAAGGCGAGGAGCAUGAAGAGGACGCCGAAGUACCUGACCUUGUGCAGGGUGUUGAAGGCACCACUCUUGAUGGCCAGGGAGUUGGAUCCGACGAGGAGGAAAGCGACGAAAAUAACGAUGAAGAAGCGCAGGACUCGUUCGCAGUGGAAAACGAGAUCAUUAAGCAGCGGGUACAACGUGACCGACAGGCACGCCAAAAGGCAGGAGGCAAGCGGCGGUCGCGUAACUCGGCCAAGCUCAGCAUUAAGGGCAAGCUUUACCACAAGAACGACUGGUAG
Phytophthora infestans T30-4 is the source of this 1293-nucleotide messenger RNA. Its product is annotated as RIO kinase. The coding region runs from base 1 to 1293 and encodes 430 amino acids. The transcript has 5 exons. The record is from RefSeq and is a predicted model, not a curated record. Gene Ontology annotation, molecular function: ATP binding; protein serine/threonine kinase activity. Gene Ontology annotation, cellular component: preribosome, small subunit precursor; nucleus; cytosol. Gene Ontology annotation, biological process: maturation of SSU-rRNA; protein phosphorylation. NCBI's taxonomy places the organism in Eukaryota, Oomycota, Peronosporomycetes, Peronosporales, Peronosporaceae.